UAAGCGAGGUGGCUGCAUGUGGUGGCGCGGACCCAGCGCCCGGGCUGGGAGGAGAGGAAGAGGCAGCCGCUCUGCUUGCCGCUUGUCCCCGGCUCCCGCUCCACGGCACCGGGCUCCCCUCCGCCAACCGCCCGCUCCGAGCUGCCCCUCGGCCGCUCGCCGAUACCUGCAGCAUGGACUCGGACUCCGGGGAGCUCAGCGAAGGCGAGCUGGUCUCACCGGCAGGUCCCGAUUGUUUCAGUUCCAAGAAUCUCGCACUGCAAGCCCAGAAAAAGAUCCUGAGUAAAAUGGCAAGCAAAACCAUGGCUAACAUGCUAAUCGAUGACACAAGCAGUGAAAUCUUUGAUGAGCUGUACAAAGUAACAAAGGAACAUACAAGAAACAAAAAGGAAGCCCAUAAAAUUAUGAAAGACCUGAUUAAAGUGGCAAUAAAAAUUGGGAUCCUCUAUCGAAAUAACCAGUUCAACCAAGACGAGAUGGAAAUCGUAGACAAGUUCAGGAAGAAGCUGAACCAAACUGCCAUGACAAUUGUCAGUUUCUAUGAGGUAGAAUACACUUUUGACAGAAAUGUUCUUGCAGAACUUCUGAACGAAUGUAAAGACCUUGUGCAUGAACUGGUAGAUCGACACUUGACACCGAGAUCCCACGGGCGCAUCAACCACGUCUUCAACCACUUCGCGGAUGUGGAGUUUCUAACCGCCCUGUACAGUCUCGACGGGGAUUGUCGGCCGUACCUCAAAAAGAUCUGUGAUGGCAUCAACAAACUACUCGAUGAGAAGAUCCUUUGAAACUACGCUCAAGACCAAGAAACCAACCAAAAAAAUUCUCUCUAGAACUGGCCACCCUUCAUGAGCCAUGGUGAGCAAGCGAGCUUCCUUCCCACUAGUCUCUUACUACAGUCUGCAGAAGGGGCCAGAAAGUGCUCACCAGGCUCAUGAUGAAGUGGAAAAUUUAAAUCAGAAAGCUCUCCAUUUUAACGUUCUGUUCAGAUAAUUCAGUCUUUGCCGAGGAGCUGAGUGAACAAGGCUGCUGAUAUAUAUUGUUCAGAAACAGAUUACUGUACACCAUGAUCUGACUAGCUUUGUGUUCAAGGCUGAACGUGUGAAAAGAAAGUAACCUCAAAUGCAUGGCUAUGUAAAAAUAGACAAGUGAAGGCAAAAGAGCAACGCAUGGAAUUUACCCCCAGGCCUUUGGUGCAUAUGUUUUUAUUGUUUCCACAGUAACCAAGAAAGCUUAGACAGAAAGUAGGGCUGUAAUGGAUUAGGCAUUAAUAGGAGAAGGCACCUCUGAUUUCAUAUGGUAUUUAAGUCUAAAAGGGAAUAACAAAUCAUACAAACCAAGAAGAAGUGGAAGACUAUCUAAAGAACUGCUCUAUGAAGCAAUAUUUUCAUUAGAAGGUUUUGCUUUGUACCUGUUAAAAACAGAGAGAAGGCUUCUUUUUAAUUUUGAAAAGCGGCUCAGUGGUUCAGGCUCACAGAUAACUAGAUAACAGUACAUCAGUUUCCCCACUCUCAGGGUUUGUGUAUUUGCUAAGAUCAGAUGAGCUUUGGCUGAAGGUUGUGCUGCUCUUUGUGCUCUUACUGUUUUGCCUGGCAGAACAAAAUAUUCUUUGCGAAGACUUUGAAAUCUCACUUGUGAAGAGGAAGAAGAGUGAGACACCAACAGAACGACGUUUACAACCCCUACCCGCAAAAUACUGAACCUAGAGAAAACUCUCAGUUUAACGUAUCCAUGAUGCUAAUUUGUGCCUACAGUAGAACAGAGGAAUGAUAUAAAAAGGAACUCCACACUGACACCGUUUGUAGGGCCAUGCAAGUGUAGCAUAUCCACAGUAGUGUUAAGAGAACAGCCUUAGUGACUCUGGCGAGCUUCAUGAACGAUUUGUUGUUCACAAUGUUUUCAAUGACUUUUAAAAAAAAAGAAUAUACCAAUGUCUUCAAACUGAAAAUAUUUUGCCAAUAAAUAUUGGCUUCUGCACAGUUUUGUUAGGAUGAAGGGAGAACAGGAGCAGAUCAGAUGCACCAGCUUGCCACUUGCAGCUGAGUAGGUGCUGACUGACCCCAAGUAAAGGAAAGUAAGUUUGGAAAUCUCUCCUCUCUUUGCUCUCUGCAUCUUAUCCUCCAGACUCAUCUCCAUCUCGUGACAUUUCAGUACCAGGUACCAUCUCCAUUUAGCUGACAAAGAUAGCAGACAGUCCCAUUAUCUGGAGAUAACACCUCCCCUAUCACAUACAUUGUAAUACAGAGAUGCACAGAGUUGAAAAUUGACAGACAAGAGAAAGUAUUUGAAAGCCACUCCUCUAAGGAAAACUUGCAGUGUUGAUCACUCAUUACUUUAGGAUACGAAAAUGUAUGUUUCUCAUUUACACUUUUAAAUACUGUGGUAGUAGGAGAAAAACAAACCUGUUCAAAAUGUUAUUAUUCUUCUGUCUUUCCUCAGCCCAGAGUAACUAUAUUUUCUCUCUUGCAAUAACCACUUUGACUGUCACACCUUUACACGGUUGAGAGCACACACACCCAGACCACUUGGGCUGUGCUCGCUAGAUUUUUAUCUGUUCCCAGGAGAACUCAUUUUGGAACAGCACAGGACAUUAGCAGAGCAGUUCAGAACAACGUAAAACUUUCCGCACAUAUUCCUGUUAACCAUAAAAAGUAUAUUUAGUAGCGACAAAGGUAGAUUAUUCCUUUGCAACACAGCACAGUAAUGAACAGUUGGGAUUGCAAGUUCAGUCAGUUGCAGAGCCCUAUUUACAUACACCAUUAGCUGCAUCUUUUCCAAGCACGUACUUGUCAGCUGAUGCUUUUGAACAGUAUUUAUUGUAUCCAACAAUCCUGUCUCAGUGCACACAUGUCAGAUUUUGCGUGUUUGUUUCACUUGUGGCAAACAAAUUUAGAGUUCUUUUUUUAAAGCCAGAAAAAGGGACACUAUACAACACUGAAGAUGUCCAAAGGAAAGGGAUAUCCUGUAUCUGUGACUGUGUAUUGCAAGUAUCAAUAUUCAGAUUCUGGUAUUUUAGACACACCAGCUGAACAUCUGUUGUUUUAUUUAUAAAUGAGUAGCCUUAAGGAAAGAGAAUGUUUUCAAGUAUUUCUCAUUCUUGCAUAUCCUGUAUAUUCAUUGUUUACUUUUGUACUUGUAGCUCGAUAUGUAACAACACUGCUAAAAUGUGGGCAAUGUUGGGGUCACCCUAAGUAUAUGUUGUAUUAUCACAUUUGUGGAUUAAAAAUGUGUGAU
Messenger RNA from Colius striatus (speckled mousebird), 3234 nucleotides. RefSeq names its product TNF alpha induced protein 8 like 3 (gene TNFAIP8L3). Lineage: Eukaryota; Metazoa; Chordata; Aves; Coliiformes; Coliidae. Gene Ontology annotation, biological process: regulation of apoptotic process. The transcript is spliced from 2 exons. The record is from RefSeq and is a predicted model, not a curated record. Gene Ontology annotation, cellular component: cytoplasm. Bases 174 to 788 code for a protein of 204 amino acids.